Molecule: messenger RNA, 1631 nt
Organism: Saccostrea cuccullata (small rock oyster)
Lineage: Eukaryota; Metazoa; Mollusca; Bivalvia; Ostreida; Ostreidae
Product: arylacetamide deacetylase-like
Exons: 7
Coding region: 178-1404 (408 amino acids)
Biological process (GO): triglyceride catabolic process
Cellular component (GO): cytosol
Molecular function (GO): triacylglycerol lipase activity; sterol ester esterase activity
Source: RefSeq, a predicted model, not a curated record
AUUUCUACACGUCAGUCAUCCUGAAACAAGACAAGAAAUUUUGUCAUUUACUGAACCUUAUACCCUGUUAAACAAAUACCAGCCUGAUAACAAAUACUGACGUACACCCAGUUCUUGGCCAUACAGACAGAUACAGUACAUUAAAGACCACCGGGAGAAUUCUUCGUACAAUUCAAUAUGGCCUGCCUUUUCGAGGGAAGUCUCGUAUUUGGCGUUGGAAUUUUAGCAAUUCUGACGUACAGGUUUUUCAUUAUUCCAAUGCCACCACCAGCGGAGGAAAUAAUGAAGAGGCGGAUUUUACUGCUCAUGUGGUGGAUCAUGGGAAGAGUGACUAAGUUAAGAAUGUGGUUAGGAAGAGGCCAUGAAGUCGUGUUACUUCGACUAGAACCCCCACCCAAACAACACACGGGGGACACUGUAAUAACAGAAAACACGGUAUUAGGAGGCAUUCCUGUCCGGAUAUUUCGCCCGGUAGGAACAAAUACCAGUGACGAGAAACUCCCCGGAGUGAUAUAUUUUCACGGAGGAGGGUGGUGCUGGGAAGUGUGGGAGGGAUAUGACUCGGUGCUUAGAAUUUUGGUACGAUUGAGGAAAAUGGUUAUUGUAUCAGUUCGUUAUCGCCUCGCUCCAGAAAACCCAUUUCCGGCUGCACCGGACGAUUGUUUUGCCGUUACUCGUUAUGUUUUAGAAAACAGAGAAUCUCUUGGAAUAGACCAGAACAAUGUCACAUUGAUGGGAGAUAGUGCUGGUGGAAAUUUAGCCAUGGCUAUGAUGACAAAGUUACUGUCUCCCUCAGUAGUAAGAGAAAACCUUCCAAAAAUUAGGAACUUGGUUCUCAUAUAUCCUGCAUUACAAGCAGUGAAUUUCCGCACGCCAUCUUACCAAAAAUACAGAGGAUCAAAUGUUCCAACUAUUCUUUCUUCUGAACUAAUGAUGAAAUUUUACGUAGCUUAUGCUUUAGGAAUGGAAAUUGUAAAUAUUGAUGAACUUCUAGAGAAUAGUCACUGGACAAAAGAGGUAGAAGAAAAGGCUAUUUGGUUAGAGAAUGACAACUUGCCAGCCCAGAUUCGUGAGGGCGCGAAUAAUUCAUCCAAACCUAGACUAGAAAAUCCAACUUUAGCGAAGAAAUUGAACAAAUACCUUCUUGAUCCGCUGUUUUCUCCUCUACUAGCAGACGACAGUGUUUUGAAGAGGUUUCCUGAAACAUACAUUUUGUCUGCAGAAAUGGAUCCCCUUAGGGAUGAUAGUUUCUUAUUAGUAAACAGACUUGACCGACUUGGAAUUAAUGUUAGACAUCGCCACUGGAAGGGCAUGGAUCAUGCCUUUGUUGGUAUUCCAGAUCUCUAUUCAAACUCCCAGAAAGCUCUAGUAGAGAUCGUAGAAUAUCUUAAGGAACAUUCUUAGAAAAGUAUUAUGACGAUGUACGAUUUCUGAGAAAACCAACUUACAAAUCAUUUGACCCCAAAAGGUUGUUUGAUUAUGCUUUUUUGUAUAUUUAGGUAUCAAUGUCAUAUACGUAUACAUGUAUAUAAGUAUAAUUACGAGUAUGUUCAAUAAUUUAUUUGUUUACAAAUAGUUUUCUUUUUUAGUGAACAUAAAAAAGUUACAUAUAUAAAUAAUUCCAUACGCUA